CUUGUGAACUCGGACAGAUUUUUGCCUCCAAGGCAUCACAGCUUCUUGCUUUGAGACUUGAAAUGGCUCAGAAAAGAACUCAAAGAGCUCAGAUUGAUGAAGAAGAUGUUUACUGUGAGAUCUGUUUUGAUCUACUGAAGUAUCCGGUGACGAUUCCCUGUGGACACAACUUCUGCAUAAACUGCAUUAAAGCCCACUGGGAUGAAGAGGAGGAGACAGGAACCAACAGCUGCCCUCAAUGCUGGAAAACCUUUAACCCAAGUGGUGCCUCAGAGAAAACAACAGCACUGCCAUCUUUAGUGGAGCAGCUGAAGAAGAUCAGUCUCCAAGCUGCUCCAGAUGAUUCCUGCUAUGCUGGACUUCAAGAUGUGGCCUGUUUUUUCUGUUGUGGAAGAAAACUGAAAGCCAUCAGCUUCUGUUUCAUCUGCCAGGCCUUUUACUGUAGUCGACAUGUUCAUCCUCACUUUGAUGAUCCUCCUUUAAAGAAACACAAGAUGGUGAAGGCAUCCAAAAUGGUCCAGAACAACAUCUGCUCUCGUCAUGAUGAAGUCAUCGAUGUUUUCUGCCGCACCGAUCAGAAGUUCAUCUGUAGUCUCUGUUUAGAGAAAGUACAUCAAGGCCAUGACACAGUGUCAGCUGCAGCAGAAAGAGCUGAGAGGCAGAGAGAGCUGGAGGAGAGACGAGGAAACAUCCAGCAGAGAAUCCAGGACAGAGAGAAAGAUGUGAAGCUGCUUCAACAGGAGGUGGAGGCCAUCAAUCACUCUGCUGAUAAAACAGUGGAGGACAGUGAGAAGAUCUUCACUGAGCUGAUCCGUCUCCUCCAGAAAAGAAGCUCUGAUGUGAAGCAGCAGAUCAGAUCCCAGCAGGAAACUGAAGUGAGUCGAGUCAAAGAUGUUCAGGAGAAGCUGGAGCAGGAGAUCACUGAGCUGAAGAGGAAAGACGCUGAGCUGGAGCAGCUCUCACACACAGAGGAUCACAACCAGUUUCUCCUCAACUACCCCUCACUGCCAGCACUCAGUGAGUCGACACACUCAUCCAGCAUCAACAUCCGUCCUCUGAGACACUUUGAGGACGUGACAGCAGCUGUGUCAGAGCUCAGAGACAAACUACAGGACGUCCUGAGAGACUCAUGGACAAACAUCUCACUGAAAAUCACCAAGGUGGAUGUUUUUCAGUCCGAACCAGAACCAGAACCAACAACCAGAGCUGAAUUCUUGAGAUAUUCACGUGAAAUCACUCUGGAUCCAAACACAGCUCACUCAGACCUGGUUCUGUCAGAGGGGAACAGGAAGGUGACAAAAACAUACAGGUCUCAGUCUUAUCCCAGCCACCCAGACAGAUUCACUGAAUGUAAACAGGUUCUGAGUAAAGAGAGUCUGACUGGACGUUGUUACUGGGAGGUGGAGUGGACAGAUAAAUAUGCCACUAUAGCAGUCGCAUACAAGAAUAUCAGAAGAGUAGGGAGUGGGCAUCAGUGUAUAUUUGGGAAUAAUGACAGAUCUUGGGCACUGGAUUGCUCUCAAGGCAGUUUCACUGGAUAUACUUAUGACUUUAGACACAAUAACAAAGAAACCUCCAUCUCAGGUCCUGGUUCCUCUACAAUAGGAGUUUACCUGGACCACAGAGCAGGUGUUCUGUCCUUCUACAGCAUCUCUGAAACCAUGACUCUCCUCCACAGAGUCCAGACUACAUUCACUAAGCCACUGCUGGCUGGAAUUAGGAUGCAUAUGUAUGAUGACACUGCUGAAUUCUGUCAACUUACAUAGAAUAAACUAAGACUUUAAUGUGUGUUUAUAGUGUACAAAAUAAAAGUUUAUUUUAAUAUUGUAAAA
Poecilia latipinna (sailfin molly) is the source of this 1832-nucleotide messenger RNA. RefSeq names its product tripartite motif-containing protein 16-like. NCBI's taxonomy places the organism in Eukaryota, Metazoa, Chordata, Actinopteri, Cyprinodontiformes, Poeciliidae. Gene Ontology annotation, molecular function: protein binding; zinc ion binding. The record is from RefSeq and is a predicted model, not a curated record. Bases 63 to 1766 code for a protein of 567 amino acids. The transcript has a single exon.